GAAGGCGGCGGAGGGGUUUGUUUCAUGGUUGCGCCCGCCGGGGCUGCGCGCAUCUUACCGCGGCCCCGCCAACCAGCACCUCAUGGCCUUCAACUUCGGGGCGACGGCGGGCGCUGGGGCUGCCAACCCCACCGGAUUUGGUGGGCUUGAAACUACAAACUCCACUGCCAGUGGGUUUAAUUUUGGUGGUUUUGGCUUAACUGCUAAUCCUGCAGUGAAUUUUAAUAUUGGGAAUUUCGGUGUUUCCACUACCUCAACUCCACCAUUCAAUUUUGGUAACAGUCUGGCAAGUGCAGGUGCUUUUGGAGGAUUUGGGACAACUACCACCACUGCGGGACCAGCAUUUAGUUUUUCUGCUCCUACCAAUACAGGCACCAGUGGACUCUUUGGUGCUACCCAGAUCAAAGGCUUUGGAUUUGGUGCUAGUUUUGGCACAGGCACUGGAACUGGCUUAGGCAGUGGGUUGGGAACUGGGCUGGGCUUUGGAGGCUUUGGCACCCAGCAGCAACAGACCACAUUAGGAGGCGGGUUGUUCAGCCAGCCUGCUCAGACCCCUGCCCAGUCGAACCAGCUCAUCAAUACAGCAAGUGCCCUCUCAGCUCCAACACUCUUAGGAGAUGAGAGAGAUGCUAUUUUAGCAAAAUGGAACCAGCUGCAGGCCUUCUGGGGUACAGGCAAAGGGUACUUCAACAAUAACAUUGCUCCAGUGGAGUUCACACAGGAAAACCCCUUCUGCAGGUUUAAGGCUGUGGGUUACAGUUUAAUGCCCAGCAACAAAGAUGAAGAUGGCCUUGUAGUCUUGGUCUUUAACAGAAAAGAAGUAGAUAUUCGAAGCCAGCAGCAGCAGCUCGUAGAAUCACUACACAAAAUUCUGGGGGGAAACCAGACCCUCACUGUCAAUGUAGAAGGUGUUAAAACGAUGCCGGAUGACCAGACAGAAGUGAUAAUUUACAUUGUUGAACGCUCACCCAAUGGCACCUCGAGGAGAGUGCCCGCAACGACCCUCUACGCCCACUUUGAACAACCCAACAUCAAGUCAUCCCUGCAGCAGCUGGGAGUCAGCUUCUCCAUGGCCAGAACAGAGCUUUCCCCAGCACAAGUCAAGCAGCUCCUGCAGAACCCUCCUGCAGGUGUUGAUCCUAUUAUAUGGGAACAAGCCAAAGUUGACAAUCCUGACCCUGACAAACUUAUUCCUGUGCCAUUGGUGGGUUUCAAGGAACUGUUGAGAAGAUUGAAGGUCCAAGAUCAGAUGACCAAACAGCAUCAAACUCGAUUAGAUAUAAUAUCAGAAGAUAUCAGUGAGCUGCAGAAAAACCAAACGACAACUAUGGCAAAAAUUUCAGAAGAUAUCAGUGAGCUGCAGAAAAACCAAACGACAACUAUGGCAAAAAUUGCCCAGUACAAAAGGAAACUGAUGGCACUGUCUCACAGAACGUUACAGGUGUUAAUAAAGCAGGAGAUCCAAAGGAAAAGCGGUUAUGCCAUCCAAGCAGAUGAAGAGCAGCUUCGUGUACAGUUAGAUACAAUUCAGUGUGAACUUAACGCACCUACACAGUUCAAGGGCAGACUGAAUGAGCUCAUGUCCCAAAUCAGGAUGCAAAACCACUUUGGAGCUGUGCGGGCUGAAGAGCGCUAUUAUGUAGAUGCAGACCUCUUAAGGGAAAUCAAGCAACAUCUGAAGCAGCAGCAAGAAGGCCUGAGUCACCUAAUUAGCAUCAUAAAGGACGACUUGGAGGACAUCAAACUUAUAGAACAGGAACUGAACGAGAGCAUUCCCAGAGGAGUCGUCUUCAGUUGACGCAGUGGAUGCUGCUGGGCUUACACAGAACAUGUUGCUCAAGUUCAUGGUUUACCUUGCAAGGCUAAAAAAAAAAAAAAUAAACCACAUACUUUCUAAAAGCAAUGGUAUUUUGGCUGUUAUCUUUAGAAUUAGCAAAGCCUCUCCUAAGCUUUUGAACUUGACCUUUGGAAGGUUUAUAUUUUAUAAAGCUGUAUAUGCUUCAGUAAAAGAAGGACAACUGAAUCUGUUCAGAUACUGUUUUACUAUAGAACUCUAUGUACUGUUGUACAUGUUUCCUUUUUCUCCCCCCCCUCCUUUUUUACAACAGCAUUGUCCUACAACUGCAGUACGGAUGGAAUUGUUCCAGUUGUGACUUGGUCUGUGGAAAGCUUAGCCCACUUCCAUGUUUUUCUCAAAACAAUGAAGUAACAUCCUUCUGUAAACAGCUGAUUUAAAUCAUUACCGAUCCGUAUGUUGCUGUAUGUACGUUGGUCUCUGCAAUACCAGUAGCUUACUGGGGCAAGCUGCUGGAAGUUGGUGUUUUUCCCAUUUCUGUCCUUCCUUUGGACUGCAAGGAGCUGAAGGUUAUGUUUUUAUCACUUGACCUGUGUGAAUUAUACAAAGCUUUGCUGCCCCUUAAGUAACAACAAAAUGUCUAGAUGUUGUCUUCUGCCUUUUUUUAAUUACUGGAGAGUAAUAAAUUCAGUCUGACUUUGUAA
This is a messenger RNA of Strigops habroptila (Kakapo), 2499 nucleotides long. RefSeq names its product nucleoporin 54 (gene NUP54). Lineage: Eukaryota; Metazoa; Chordata; Aves; Psittaciformes; Psittacidae. Gene Ontology annotation, biological process: NLS-bearing protein import into nucleus; nuclear pore organization; protein localization to nuclear inner membrane. Gene Ontology annotation, cellular component: nuclear pore; nuclear pore central transport channel. Gene Ontology annotation, molecular function: structural constituent of nuclear pore. The record is from RefSeq and is a predicted model, not a curated record.